Molecule: messenger RNA, 6138 nt
Organism: Fusarium keratoplasticum
Lineage: Eukaryota; Fungi; Ascomycota; Sordariomycetes; Hypocreales; Nectriaceae
Product: TPR-MLP1-2 domain-containing protein
Exons: 2
Coding region: 1-6138 (2045 amino acids)
Biological process (GO): protein import into nucleus; mRNA export from nucleus
Cellular component (GO): nuclear pore
Molecular function (GO): structural constituent of nuclear pore
Source: RefSeq, a predicted model, not a curated record
AUGGCGGCCGCGGAUGUGGACACGGGCUACAUCGCAGGCCACCUUGGCCUCGAUCAGCCUGUCCUAACGACCCUGGCGACCGAACCGACUGUUGAUCUCGUCAACAUUCUCUUUCAGGCCAUCGCAGCCAAGGCGCACGAAUUCGACACCCUGUACGCUGAGAAGCUUCAGACGGAUAUUGAGCUAGAGAACGCGGUUCGUAGCUCCGAGUCGCGCUCGCAAACGUCCAAGGCUACCGCCGACAAGGCCCUGAAGGACGUGGAAGAGGCUAGACAGCUGCUCAAGGACGAAGAAACGAAGCGCCAAUCCGUCGAGAACGAACUUCAGGUCUUGAAGGCCAAGAAAUCUGACUACGAUGCCGAGAUCAAGUCUCUCAACGACAAGAUUGAAACCCUUCAAUCGUCGAAUCGCACUAACUUGAGCAUCAUCGAAUCGAACAACAAGCGCGAUCAGACCAUCACUGAGGAGCUCACCAAGCAGCACCAGCGGAAUGUCGAGCUCGCACGCGAGAUUACAACUCUUCAGCAGUCGGAACAGAACGCCAGGGGCCAGCUCAACAGCGCCAAGUACCGAGAGGAAUCGCUCCAGCAGCAGCUCGACCUGGCCCGAAAGAACAGUGAAUGGCUCGAGAAUGAACUCAAGACAAAGAGCGAGGAGGGCCUCAAGUACCGAAAGGAAAAGGGCGCCCGCAUUGCUGAACUUCAGCGCCAGAACGAAGAUAUUCAAUCCGAAGUCGAGGCCCUGAAGCGAACCGAGCAGCAACUUCGCGAACGACUUGACGCCAUGCAAGCCAAGGCAGAUGAGGCCCUCGUUAAGCUUCAGAAGCAGGAGGGUACUUUUGCCCAGACAGUCGAGAGUUAUAAACAUGAGCUUGAGGACCAGCGACGUCUCGUUGACAUGUCUGACCAGCUCAGCAAGAAGCACUCGGAACGUGUGCGCGACCUCGAGUCUGAAAAGGAGCGCCUCAAGGACAACUACGAAAACGAGAUUCGACGCAUCCGAGUCGAGCUUGAGGAGGAGCGACAGAACUCGCGCGCAAUGGAGGAGCGCAUCCAGCAGCUCGAGUCAGAGAUUGACGGACUCCAAGUUCGACUGGAGCAGAAUGUUCCCCCGCCUGAGUCUGCACCUGCGACUCCUCGUCCCAACGGCAUGCUACGACCUUCAUCUCCUUUCGGAACCCCGGCCUCCAUCCGUAGCAAGGGUGCUAUGACCGCGACACAAGCCAUUGACCAGCUCUACCAGGUCAAGGCCCAGCUGGCCAGCGAACGACGCCGCAACCAGCAGCUCUCCGAAGAGCUUGAUGGCAUGAUGUCGGCACUCGAGGCCAAGGCUCCAGAGAUGCAAGAGCUGCAAGCCGAGUCGGAGACUCUUCGAGAAGAGAUCACACGCAUGUCGGAGCUGUCGCAGCAGAGUUUUGAGGAACGAGAUGCUGCUCGACGUGCAGCACGAAAGGCAGAGGGCGCACUCGCAACAGCCCAAUCCGAGAACAAGAUCAUGCGCACUCAGCUCCGUGAUCUUGGAACCCAGAUCCAGAUGCUCGUUUUCAACAUCUAUGCCAUCGAGAAGGGCAUGGAGCAGUUGACCGAUGAGGAGGUUUUCCGUCUCAAGCAGCUGGAGAAGGGCGAGAUCACCGAGGAGGCCUUGUCUGACAUGUCUGACACUCACCAGUUCAUCACUCAGAAGCUGGUGGUUUUCAAGGAUGUUCAGUCAUUGCAGGCCAAGAACGAGGAGCUCAUGCGCAUCACCCGAGAACUUGCUGAGCAACUUGAGAGUGAGGAGGCGCUUGCGGCCAAGCAUCAGGCCAAGGAGGAUCACGACAUGGUUGAGAAGCUUCAGCAGGAGCUGGUGCACAUGACGGAGGAGACCAAGUCCAUCAAGACAACGAUGGAGAGUUACAAGAUGGAGCGAGACAUGUUCCGACGACUGUUGCAGCAGCGAGGCGUAAACGGCGACGAGGCAUCCAUGAUGCGUCAUUCUCUUGGCGGUGGCCAGCGUCCACCUCUGGCUAGCAUCGAAGCGACUGAGCAGACCGAGGCUCUGAACGAGGCUCUCCGCAAACUUCAGGGCGAGUACGAUAGUUUCCGUGACGCCCAAGAUGGAGUUCGCAAGGAUAUGCGAGAUCAGAUCGACAGCCUCUCAGCUGAACGAAAUUCGCUGCAGACAGACAAAGUGAAGCUUCACGCCGAGGCCAGACUUGAGUCGGAGCGACGAGAGAUGUUGCACACCAACUUUGUCGCUCUCCAAGGCGAGAAUCGCGAACUUCAGAAGCGCAACCAGACCCUGUCAGAAACCGCCGCCAAGCAGGAUAUCCGGACACAACAGGUUGCCGAGGAGCUCAUUGAGGCCAAGGGCUUGCUCGACAGCGUGCGAAACGAGGCGGCCAACCUCAAGGCCGAGAAGAAGCUUUGGAAGGAUAUCCAGGAUCGACUCAGCAAGGACAACGAGAACUUGAUAGAGGAGAAGAACCGACUCAACAAUCUCCUUGCGACCCAACAGUCUCUCGAGAACGAGCGUAACAGGACCGAAUCCGAGACGCGACGCAAGGCUCAGGCCAGAAUCGAGAGUCUGGAACAGGAAUUGAGUGAUACCCAGAGGAAGCUGUCUUAUGAGGCAGAGGAGACCAAGAAGCUGCAGCUUCGGAAGGAGUUUGAGGCCAAGGAGGCCCAGAAGCGAAUCGACGAGCUCAUGGCGAGCCUCAGCCAGAUCCGGGAGGAGCAUGUCGCUGUUAAGACCAGCAGAGAUCAUCUUCAGGCUCGCGUUGACGAGUUGUCAGUUGAACUGAGAAACGCCGAGGAGCGGGCUGGACGUCUCCAGCCCAGACCUACGCCAAGGCCCGGCACCAUCGAACUCAGCGAACAGCAGCAGCAGCUUGAGGCUGAGAUCCAAGAGCUCAAUGUUGAGAUUUCCGACCUUAAGCGAGACUUGGACAUGGCCAACACUCACCUCGAGAACGCCAAGGCACAGGCUGAGCAGUUCAAGGAGCUCAGCCAGGCCAACGAGGAGGCCCUGGAGGAUCUGCGAGCAUCCCAGGGCCAGUACCAGCAAGAGAUGGAGGCACUUAUUGAAGAGAAGGAUGCAAAGGUCAAGGAGCUUGGCCAACGACUUGAGGAUGUGUCUGCUGAGUUGUCUCGAUCUAACACUGAGCUCUCCAGCCUACGGGAUUCUCAGGGUGAGGUUGCGAGAAGGUACGAAGAUGAGAAGGCCAUCUUGCAAGAAGAGGUGAACCGACUCAAGGAGGAGAGCGUGAGGCACUUGGAGGCUACUCGAUAUCAUCAGCAGGAUCUCCGUGCCCAGGCUGAGAUUGCCUCGAAGGCUCAGCAGGAUUACGAGCAAGAGCUUGUGAAGCAUGCCGAGGCCGCCAAGCUCGUUCAACAACUGCGAGCCGAGCACAACGAACUCAAGAGCGAAGCAGCUUCCCUGAGAUCCGAGGCAGAGUCUGCCAAGGUUACUCUGGCGCAGAGCGAGAGCUCAUGGGAGGAUCGCCGACUGCAGCUGGAGCAGGAGAUGGCUGAGCUCAAGUCGCGACGGGAGGAUGUCAACUCGCAGAACAAGAUCCUUCACCAGCAGUUGGAGGCCUUGACUUCGCAGGUUGCAGCCCUCCAGCAGAAGCGCAACGAGAACGACGAAAACGAGGACGAGGGGAUGUCGCCUGUUCCUAUCGGUGACGCAACUGAGGGUCUCCGUGAACUCAAUAGCUACCUUCGACGCGAGAAGGAGAUCCUCGAGGUUCAGUACGACCUUAAGGCCCAGGAGUCCAAGCGUCUGCAACAGCAACUCGAGUACACCCAAUCCCAGCUUGACGAGGCGCGCCUCAAGCUCGACCAGGAACGCACUCAGGCUGCCCAAAGUGGCCGGACGUCGAUGACACACCAGGAUCUGAUGGAGAAGUUGAACGAGCUCAACCUGUACCGCGAGAGCAGCAUGACUCUCCGGAACGAGAAUCAGCAACUGAAGGAUCAGAUCACCGAAAAGAAUACCAAGAUUGAAGAGAUGGAGGCACGAAUCCAGCCACUGGAGGCUGAAAUUGACACGCUCAAGACACAAAAGUCGUUCCUCGAGGAUGAGAUCAAGCAAAUCCAGGAGGACCGCGACCGAUGGCAGAAGCGCACCGAGGGUAUUCUGACCAAGUAUGGACGAGUCGACCCUGCUGAGAUGGAGCAACUUAAGGAGAAGAUCACCAGUCUGGAGACGGAACGAGACGCCUUGAAGCAGGGUGAGGAGCCCCUCAAGGUCAAGGUGAUCGAGCUCGAGACUACUCUUGAGACAGAGCGCAACAACUGGAGUACCACUCGCGGCAAGAUCGUGGAGCAAGCUAAGGAGCGAUCAAGGAAGCUUACUGGUGAGAAGAAUGAGGCCAUCCAGCGCGCCAACCAUCUUCAGGAGAACUUGGACAAGGCCAACGGCGAGCUUGAGGGCGCCAAGAAGCAGGCCGAGGAGUUUGGUAACCAGAAGACCGAGCUUGAGCGCCAGAUCCAAAACUUCCAGAAGGAGGUGGAGCAACUACGACAACAAGCGCAGGCUGCCCAGUCAACAUCCACACCCGCUCAGCCAGCCGAGGCUUCUGCUUCUUCAGAGGUUGUGUCGCAGCUUGAGCAGCAGCUGGCUGAUGCCCGCAAGGAACUUGAGGCCAUCAGCAGCCAGAAACAGGGAGCUGAGCAGCAACUCGAGACACUUCGCGACGAGCUGCGAACUGCUAUCUCUGAGCGGGACGAGGCCACCAAGAAGCUGCAGGAGGCAACCGAGGCCGCGAAGACUACAUCUGGUGUACCAGAGACACCUCAAGCUGCUCUCCAGGCUGGCGACGCCCCUUCACAGCCUUCUAACGGCAUCUCUGACGAGGAGAAGAAGGCUUUGGAGGAGAAGGUCACGGCUGCUGAGGCCAAGGCGGCCGAGUUUGAGCAGAAGGCGAAUGAGGUGGAGGCUAAAAUCCAGAGCACGAUCAAGGAGCGUUCCGACCGGAUGCGGGAUACUCUCAACGCCAAACUUAGGGAAAGCCGAGCUCGUAUGGAGGAGGAGUACAAGAAGAAGGACGAGGAUCUCAAGCUCAAGUUUGAGCAAGAGAAGCAGAUCUGGCUGGCUGAGAAUGCUACCACGAAGCCUGCUGAUGCACCAAAGACGGAGCCCACCGAACAGCCCCCGUCAACACCAGCCAAGGCUGAAGCUCCUGCCAUCCCAGCAACACCCGCGUCUGUUGGUCCGGCCGAUCUGUCUCAAUUGGACGAUGCUGGUAUCCGACAGUUCCUCUCGACCAACCCAACAGUCAAGAACAUUGUUGCGGCUAACAUCAAGAAGAAGCUGGAGGUGGAGAGCACCAAGCUGAAGACUGAGCUGGAGUCGACGAUCAAGAACGAAUAUGAGUCGAAGAUCACGUCGGCCAGGGAACAGGCCCAGCUGAUGGAGUCUAAGAAGUCGACGUUGCGCAUUAACAUGGCGGAAAACAAGCUCAGAUCUGCGAACGCCAAGAUCGGAGUUGUUGAGAAGGCAGCGUCCGAGACGCCGCAGAAGCCUGUUGUCGAGGUCUGGGAAGUGGCUAAGACGGCACAGGCACCGCCCCCUCCGGCUGCCGCGAAGGCGACUGCUGCUCGCGGUUCGAUCGCCAGUGUUCCUCCAUCUCCAGCACCUGCAACACCUGCACCUGCUCAAGCGACUCCGGCCCAGGCCCAGGCCCCGGCGGCUACACCAGCUGGAGCAAAGCCGGCGCCAGCUGCUCAGCCAGUCACAAGCGGAAUUCCUGCACCCAAAACAAGCAAUCCGUUUGCUGCCGGCAAUGCUGCUGGAACCGAUAUUCCGAACCCGUUCGCCCCCAAGACCGAAGGCGCAACGGGUGCUAAGGAAGGACUACCUGCGGCACCAGCUCAGCAAGCUCCUCAGCAGUCAGCGCUCCCACAGCCAGUCAGGACUGGACUUCCCAUGCCCCGCGGCGGUGGCCGUGGCGGGAGAGGUGGUACCUACACGCACCCAGCUGGACGAGCUGCGAGUGGUAGUGAAGGUAGUGGUGGACGCGGAGGUCGUGGAGGACGUGGAGGAGGACGAGGUGGAUUGAACCCUGGUGCCAAUGAUUUCCAGCCCGGAAACAAGCGACCAAGAGGUGAUUCAGAGGUUGGAGGAGGAGCCAAGCGAGCUCGCGGGGCGCAUUGA